AUGCCAUAAAAGUCACCCAGUUUCGUACCAUUCUGAUGAAGCUGUGAUUUUUAAUAAUAAUUAAAAACAGAAAAUGUUUCGGUCAAAAGUGACCGAAGAGCACCAGAGAGUUUCUUCUACUGGUUUUAUUUCUUCAACAGUUUUAAGUUUAAAGCACUUUCGUGUUAUAUAGCUACAGGCCAUUUCACAUUUAUUUUCACUGUGCCUAUAUUAAUACUUUUCAGUCUUUUAAUCCAUAUAAUUUGUGCUGUCAUUAAUAAUGUCUGUGCACUUAUAGCUGUACUUGUAACAGUAUAGAGAGAACACAAAGUAACCCCAGUUUUGCGUGGUCCGUAUCUGUUUGGUGACACAACAGGUAAAACCAGCGCUCUUGUGUGACAGCGAUCCGGGCGACCUGGGUUCGAUUCCAGCCCGUACUGGUUCCUGCAUUCAAUACACAUAUACAUCUGUUCCCACUGUCUCACUGAUGUUCACUGGAUAAGUAAGUUACGGGACCCAGGACGAGCUCUGGGACUGUGAAGCAUUAGGGGUGUUGAUGGACUUGAUCUACUCCAUCUGUGUUUUUAUCAUCGUUCUGAAUCUGAUCUGAAUGUAGUCUUUGCUGGCAGUGGCUGGGAACGUUUUUUAACAAAAUCAUCUCUGCUGUAUCUAAAUGUGCCAUAUAAAUAAAGUUUACUUACUGAGAUAAAAUGAUCUAGCAGUUAGCAUACCACUCAUACUAUAUAAACUGAGCCACAGUCAUUUUUAAAUCACAUGAUGAUAGAGAAAUAAUCACAGUCUACCAAACAAUGACAAAAAUGCAGGAAGAAUGACAAGACAGGAAUUUGCCAAAUACGGAGGAGAACUCGGGGGCGUUUCCAGUUUGGAUGACUUCACUAGGGAGGUCAUCAAUUUAUCUUUAAAUACCUGGGAGAACAAGAGUUACAUUAGAUGCUGCUUCGCAAACCACCUGAAGUGAUCCAGAAGCCUUGCUGAUAUUGCUUUGAUUGAAAAACUUUGGGUUUAACACUGUAACUUAAACAUUUCUACUGCUAGAGAAAGAAAUUUUAAUCAGUAUUUUUAUAACAAAAUUUUCCUCCUGUGGCAUUAAUUUAAGAUAACAAGAAAAACCACGAAGGAGUCUUCUGCACCAGACUGGUCCUAAUAUAAAGAAAAAUGUGGAGUGACCUCUUCUACCCUGAUAAUCCUAAGAGAAGGGAGGAGCUCAUCUGCAAAAGUCAAGAGUUUCAAGAUCUGAUGAAGAGCAACUUCCGAGCCACCAACCAACUAAUUGAUGUUAUGAACAAGCACUUGAGCUGCUCCUUCCAACAUAUCACACUGAACGAGGAUGCUUCUCUCCAGGAGAACUGUAAUGUGAUGAUUGAAUGCAUUCAUAAGAUCCAGGCAGUGGUAGAGAAGAUUGACAAGGAGCUGAAGGAGAAGCUGGAACCCACCCUGUAUGAGAAGCUGCUAAGCCUAUCUCUGACUCCAGAAGAAUUUAAAAGCAUUUCAAAAGCUAUUUCAGCAGUUUGUGGUGUUCAAAGUAUUCAAGCUACUACUAUAAUUAGUAUAUUAAUUAAUGCUGGAGAUAUUCUGGUAAAUUUAGUAAGUCAGAUUGGUAAAUUUGGAGCAGGGACAUUUGCCUGUGUUGGGUUGGCAGUGGUGUUCAUGGGGAUUGACAUGAUUGUUGAGGCCAUUCUUGGGAGCAUUGAGCGUGAUAAACUUGAGAAGGCCCUGAAAGAGUAUGACGAAGCUUUGACUGAAUUCGAACCAGCGUCUGAAAAAUAUCAGGAUAACAUUACCUACGUCAGGAUCAAAAUUGAGGAAAUUAAGAAAUAAGACAAAUGUUUUCUUUCUCCUGCCUGAAAUGUUUGCUGGAAUUAUAAACUAAUUAUUGUUAUUACAUCUUUGUGCUUAAAACCAUGCAGAAAUAUAUGGAAAUUCAGUGGUGGACAGUAACAAAGUAUUUUUACUUCGUUACUGUACUUAAGUACAUUAUUCAAGUAUCUGUACUUUACUUGAGUAUUUUUAUUUUGAGCAACUUUUACUUUUACUUCACUACAUUCCAAAGCAUAGGAUCGUACUUUUUACUCCACUACAUUUCAUAAAACAUAUCGUUACUCCUUAUUUCAAAAUGAAGAAAUCGGCACAUGCUCAGAGAUGCAAAAGCGGUGUCCGAUUCGUGCACAAGCUGAUUCUUUUCAGUCAUCCUGUUAAAUCGGUUCACAAAUCACAUCAACAAUUCAUUCGUGAAUUGGACUGAUCGCAUUGCAGCUGUUCUUGAGUCAACAAAUCACUGAUUCAAUGAUCCGCUCAGAGCGAGUUUCCAGUGAAUGAAUUUACAAGUCUGACUGAAAAUUAGCCAAGAACUGGGGGAUCCUCUGAGUGCGUGCGACUGAUGGCGAAAAGUAAGUCAGCCUACUAAUGUUAAAUUUUAGGAUGAAUUAUUGUAAUUCAUAUUUAGGUCAGUUGUUUUCUUUACUAAAUCUGCUGUAAAGGGCGAUCUGUUUAAGCCCACUGAAAUGAUUUAAUGUGACACGUCCACAUCAAAGGGUCACCGUGAUUUUGCCAAGUAAGACAUGUUCCUGGAUCAACAUAUAUAUAUAUUUUUUUUUUUUAUGAUUUAUUUAUACACUUUAAACAUUACAAAAACAUACAAAAAAAAACAGAAACAGGGGAUAAUACACAAUAAAACAUUACAGUAAGAAGAUAUACUGAGGAUUCUUUUCCCCUCAAAAAAUAAAUAAAUAAAUAAAUAAAAUACCGUACAAUCAUGCAUACAGUAAGUACAGCAGUGUAGUGGCCAGGCAAUACAAGAUUAGUAUCAACAUCUAGACUGGUAAUAGAUGCGGGGGGAGAAAAGGGGAUCACACACAAAGUGCAGGGUCAAGCUGGAGAGUUUUAAUAUGUUCACGAAGGGGCUGCCAAAGCUUAAUGAAAAUGGUGCUAGGUCAGUGAAGAGAAUACCUAAUUUUCUCUAGUUUCAUAAAAUAAAGACCAUCUCUUAUCCAGCGAGUGUAAGAUGGAGGGUGAGGGCUUUUCCAAUUUAAUAGAAUUAAACGCCUAGCUAAAAGAGUCAGAAAGGCUACAAAAUCUGAAAAGUGAGAAGGCAAAGUAUCAACAUAUUUUGUUGAUCCUGGAACAAUAUUCCAGACUGAAAAUUUAGUUUUAACCCAAUUCCUACCCCUAAACCUAUCCCCACCCAUAACUUAUCCCUAAAAUCAGAGGGGAAAGAUAUGUGAAUAUCAUUGAUGUAGAAGCACCUAACCUGGUUGCAAGCCUAAACAUGUCUCAAAUCUGAUUGGUUGAUUGGAAUGUUGUUUCAGGAUCAACAAAGAUGUUGAUCCAGGAACAUGUCUUACUUGUCUACAGAUCGCAAUCUCGGAGGCGCCAAAAUGACAUAAAAAGUAUUUGACAUUGAAUGAUUCAUUCAAAAGAUUUGUUCAAAAACAUUGAUUCAUCCAGUCAUAAAACAAGUAAAGUAGUGAGUCAUUAAAUCAUUCAUUCAAACCCAUUUUUUAAAAUUAAUUAAUUAAAUAUUUUUAUACUGCAACAAUUAAUAUUUUGUCCUCUAGUAAAUAAUUAUCCGCAGUUUUGUUUAGUUGUCUAUUCAGAAUCAUGGGAGAAUCAUGAUUUCAUCAUAUCAUUUCUAUUUGAAAGAAACAAAUAAAAAUCUUG
Molecule: messenger RNA, 3657 nt
Organism: Megalobrama amblycephala (Wuchang bream)
Lineage: Eukaryota; Metazoa; Chordata; Actinopteri; Cypriniformes; Xenocyprididae
Product: single-pass membrane and coiled-coil domain-containing protein 3-like
Exons: 2
Coding region: 1156-1818 (220 amino acids)
Source: RefSeq, a predicted model, not a curated record